ACUAGAACUCAAAUAAAUGGCCCGUCAGAUAUCAAAACACAUUUGGGGGGAAUUGAUGAUAGAGAGAGUAAUUGUGUAUUCUCAAAUAUUGAUAAAUGAAGAAAGAAUUAGUGCUCCAGCACAAUAGCAAGGGGACUGGGGCUUGAGCACCACCAGGGGUCUAUCUGUGCGCGGGCCGGAAUAGCGAGAUACGGUUUUGUGUCCCACCCGCCUGAAACAAACACAGCUUAGAGGUUCACUUGGUUUCCUCGGAAAUUCCCCCUCACGCCACUGUUCGUCCUGCGGAUCCAACGAGUCGCACCUGAGCAUCGCGUGUUCGACCGAUGUAAUGUUUUACGGUUGGGAAUCAGUGACAUUUGUGGCUGGAUGGACAAACCAAAAUGUGUCAGAUGGGCGUUCUUCUUCCUCCUCAUAUUUAUGUUCUUCUUCAUCCUCUGGAUCACUGAGAGAACACCAGGAACGUACAGAAUGAUCCCACCGCCGCACCAGGCUCCGUACACUUGCCCCUUUCAGAUCUCUGAGCGAAGCAUCACCCCGCUCAACAACACCAAGCACUUGCUGGUGUCGGCCUACAUGGACCAGAGAGUGAAUGGCUUGGACGUACGCAUCAUUGGAAUAUUCAAGAGAGACUCCAUCCAAAAACUGCACUGUGUUUUCUGCUGUGCAGGCAAGUUAUCAAGUACAACUCCUGGAACAAUUUUACAACACUCGGACAACUUUGGUUUCCCCUACGUCACUACGGAUGUCAUGUGUCAGAUUCCCCAAAACUGCAACGCCACACAUGUCAAUCUCUUGACUCAGCCAGGAAAGGACCGGCUAGUUGACCAACCCUGUCUUCCUAUAAGAAAUAAGAGAUCCAAUGGGAAGGAAAAAGAGAAGUUGCAGUUUAACUUCACAGUUUGCAUCUCUAACCUGUUUGGAGACUACAACAACGUGCUUCAGGUUGCACAGACCCUGGAGAUGUACAGGUUACUGGGUGUGGACAGGGUGGUGAUCUAUAACACCACCUGCGGCCCCGAUCUCGAUCGCCUGCUGCAGAUCUACAGCGAGGAGGGCUUCGUGGAGAUGGUGCCCUGGCCCAUCGACCAGCACCUGAAUCCAUCGCGUGGUUGGCUCUUCUCACAGAGCGGAGGGGACGUGCACUACUUCGGCCAGUUGACCACACUUAAUGAAUGUAUUUACAGAUCCAUGGACCGCUCACGCUACGUGCUGUUGAACGACAUCGACGAGAUCAUAAUGCCUUACAAACACAACAACCUCACAUCUCUGAUGGACGUCCUCCAACAACAGCAUCCAAAUAAGGGGGUGUUCCUCAUUGAGAACCAUAUAUUUCCCAAGAAACCCUUUAAUGAAAGUAAAUGGGGUCCCCUGCCUCGUUGGAGAGGGGUGCCAGGCUUUAAUAUCCUAGAUCGGAUCUACAAGGAAGAGCCUGACAGAACUAUUUACCACCCCCACAAGAUGAUCGUUCAGCCAAGGAUGGUGCAGCAGACCUCGGUACAUGAAGUGCUCAAGAUGAUUGGACAGAUGUUUAAGGUUCCCCCAGAUGUGUGUCGAAUCAUUCACUCCCCAAUCAGUACCCCGACACAACGACCGCUGGAGCAGCUUCACGUUGACACCCGAUUGAGAGACUUCACAGAACAACUGCUCCCCGGAUUGAAUAAGGUGCUGAGGGAAGCGGGCCUGCUGACUUGAGAGAGGCAGAGAUGAUGCAUUAGAUGAACCGACAUUAUCUACAUCAUCACAAAACGUUGUGGCCUCAUGGCAAGGUCCGAUUGGCUGCAUCAUGUAAUGUUGUUUUAGGAUAUGCAUCUUUUGUUCCCGCUGGACAAGAGGCCCUACCAGCCGCAGAAUCCUGAACAGAGCUAGAAAAAAAAAAUCAAAAACGUUUUUCUUAGUGCUCAUUUGGGGAGUCACUGUCUUGAGGAGUGCAAGAUCAGAGGGAAAAGCAGAAAGUGCCAACCAGGCAGACACACGUCUGAUAAGGGUGAGAUUUAAAGACACACCAAGCACCAUUCAACACUCAAGCUCCGUUUGUUAUAUUUACAUUAAUUUUAGGAGAGCACACAUCGUUUGUGAUUGGAUCCAGUGUUGCGGUGGGAGGACCUGCUCCUCCUUGACGCCAGUUUAGGGCCAAUAGAAACCUUUUCUUCUAUAUCCAACAACCAGUAUAAAAUGUGAUGUUCUUCCGGCCUGCGGCCUGUUUGCCUUUGCAAACGCAGCGCUGAUAUUUGACUUGUGAACUGACAAAUUAAUCUACCAGAAAUCUGUUUGGCGGAGUUCUUCCAGAUGUCCCCAACCGGGCUUCCAAUUUUGAUCCCGAUAGUACGUUCAUUCCUUCACUCGCUGUAUCCAUCUGUUCCCAGUCUUAAUGCUAAGCUAAGCUAACUGUCUCCGGACUUCAUAUCUAACAGACAAAUAUCUGAGGCAGAAGAUGCCAUAUUCACUGAGAUGUCCUAUUUUUAUGUUGGUCAAAUACGGUUGGCAUAAAGACACAACUUGAAUGGUUUGAAAUGUUUGCUCUGUAGCGAAAUCUGCUAGUGCUUUUCUUUUUUUUUUCUUUUUUUUUACAAUAAAAAAGAUUUAAUAAAAGUAGUUGUGAUACAGUAUAUUUCUCAAAACGAGGACUUGACAAGCCUCAGCAGUCCAGGCCAUUCACAGCUGGUCUGCCAACAAUUGCUGCCUUAAGCUUGUGAGCCACACAAACAAAGGAUAACAGUCAGUUUAUAUAUACGUUUUUCCAUCACACAGGCGUGGUUGCCUCUCAUUGGUUAAACAUACUGGUGUUUGAUUUAUUAUAACCGUCCAUUUUGUAGUUCGAUGCAGCUUACACAAAAGGGGUUGUUUUGUACAACAUGGUACCUGCACGGCUUCCAUUUUGAUUUACAAGAGGCCUCCUCUGUCCCCAUAUUUCUAGUGUGGUUAUAAAAACUACUUGGUGUCUCUCUCUAUGUUACGAAUUAAAAUUUGCACAUAGACAUUCUUUAAUAACAAGUGUGUUUACAAUAAAUUCAUGCCCUUCUAGUGUAAAUCAACCUCUUUAAUAUCAGGUGUUUUAUAAUAAAUUCAUGCAUUUC
Molecule: messenger RNA, 3074 nt
Organism: Gasterosteus aculeatus aculeatus (three-spined stickleback)
Lineage: Eukaryota; Metazoa; Chordata; Actinopteri; Perciformes; Gasterosteidae
Cellular component (GO): cytoplasm
Molecular function (GO): glycosyltransferase activity
Source: RefSeq, a predicted model, not a curated record